Molecule: messenger RNA, 1754 nt
Organism: Corythoichthys intestinalis (scribbled pipefish)
Lineage: Eukaryota; Metazoa; Chordata; Actinopteri; Syngnathiformes; Syngnathidae
Product: leucine-rich repeat and transmembrane domain-containing protein 2-like
Exons: 4
Coding region: 223-1377 (384 amino acids)
Cellular component (GO): extracellular matrix
Molecular function (GO): protein binding
Source: RefSeq, a predicted model, not a curated record
CAGGAUAAAGUGCAUUUGUAUUUGAGUUCCAGCAGCAAGUGGAUCAAGAUUUGUUGGCGGAUGAGCACUCACUUUCUUUUCCUGCAGGACCAAUUCAUUUUCAACACGACAAUGUGGAGCAGGUGAAAAGACCUUUUGUUUGGACCCGCAAGCUGAUGAGCACAUGGUGCUUUUGCUCCAGCGGACUCUGGCGUGAUCCAAGGUGGCGUCCAUGUGGACGACAUGAGGCAGCUGGACCGUCAACGACAAAACCUGCACGACUUUCUUGCUGCUGCCGUUACGCCCACUCUGAUUGUGAUGGUUUUCCUCGGUUCGGGUCACUGCUGUCCCAGCGUGUGCACCUGCAAUGGGAGCGUCAGCGACUGCUCGGGUCUUUCCCUGACUACCUUGACGCCCCUCUUGCCUCUACUGGAUCAGGGCUGCGUGACGUUGCGCCUUUUUCAGAACAACCUGUCCACACUCGCACCUGUGGACUUUGGCAACCUCACCAGUCUGGAAGCCCUUGAUCUUUCCCAGAACCAAUUAUCCAGCCUGUCCUCAGGAGCAUUUUCAAAUCUGGGCAGUCUGCAUUGGCUCAACCUGUCCACCAACCUGCUAGGCGCGAAUUUGACCACUGAAGACUUCAAUGCCAGUGAGGAGGCGGACCGUGGCCUAAAGAAGGGGGUCUUUAAGGGUCUGUGGUGGCUGCGAGGCCUAGACUUGUCCUCAAAUGACCUCCCCUGGCUGCCUACAGGGCUGUUGGAUGGUUUGCAGAGACUGUCGUGGUUGUCGUUGGCCAGGAACCGUCUGGCCAUUCUAGAAAGGGCCACCUUUGAGCCUCUGAUGGGACUUCAGCAUCUGCACUUGAUUGGGAACCCCUGGCAAUGCGACUGUAAGAUGACAGGCUUCAAACAUUGGAUGGAGUGGAUGAUCUACCGAGAUGGGCUGGUAGAUGCCAUGAUCUGCAGUCUCCCCAGGAAAUUGUUGGGCCGGGACAUCCGCAGGGUGCCGGCAGAGAUGUUUACCCACUGUGUGCAGAGUGCCAAUAGGGAAUCCGCAUCGGAAAAUCUGAGCCGCCCCCCGUGUCCGCCGGGCCGUCUCAGCAUCACGGACGAUUGCGUACGGCAGCGUUACCGUCCGAUCAGCGUUCGCCGAGCUCACGGUACGCAGAUUGUAGCGGGUGUUGUGUGCGGGACCGUAUGCAUCAUGAUGGUGGUGGCAGCCACCUAUGGCUGUAUCUAUGCCUCGCUCAUGGCACGCUACCAGAGGGGCGUGAAAAACCGAGGAGAGCCGCUCAUGGCCCAGGAAGGACCGGAUGGCGACCCAGAAGAAGGGCUUGAAGAGACAACGCCCAAAGAGGCCUGCGUGGUGUACGGGUACCGCAUCAGCAGCUUCUGAUUUACUAAAGAUUCCUGUUCAUCCAUCACCACAGUAACUCACCUUCAACCUCUAGGCCCAAUGAAUCAUUUUGUCCCUAGAAACCCACUGUAUAGUCCACUAUAUAAAACUCCAUUAUAUUGAUUAGGGAGUAAAUAAAAUUUGAAUGAUUCGCAACACAACCAAAACCUCCUUAGUCCUACUACAGCUUGUUACACAGGCUCUCUCGUCCUUUAGCAAUACUGUCAUCUACAGCCAAAACAGAGCUACUACAACUUCAAUCAGCAUCACCUUCACUGACUAACCAGUGUGUAUAUUUACUGUAAAUGUGGAUUGCCUAAAUUCCCCACUCUGGUGCACACUUCACCUGAAUUCCUCAAUAAAAUGUUUUUUCCUGA